Insectozyma verbasci is the source of this 411-nucleotide messenger RNA. The record is from the annotation of a GenBank genome assembly. Lineage: Eukaryota; Fungi; Ascomycota; Pichiomycetes; Serinales; Debaryomycetaceae.
AUGAGUUAUUUUUACGAGUGGAGAGGUUUCAAGUAUCCUGCUCAUUUCAUUCAGAAAAUAGCACAAGAGAGGGAUCAUAUUGAUAUUUAUGUAAUUGACAUUGAUGAAUUGAAAGAUACUGAGAUACUUCAAAAAUACAAGGUUUCUAAUUUUCCAAGUAUGAUUUAUUUUAGGGGUGAUGUAUUCCAAUCUUUUAAUACUAAUUCUCAAAAUUACUUAACAAAUAAAGAAUUAACUGAAGAUCAUGUACGGAAUUUUGUUGAUGGUAUAGAGAACGGUGAGUGGUUGACUGAAGCUAUUGAAGAGGAUGAGUUUCAAAUUCAAAUGAGACCUGGUAUGAAUAAGAAACAAGGUAGUAAUGAUGUUAAUGAUGAUGAUUUAGAUGACAUAUUGGAGCAUAUUGAGUUAUAA